Molecule: messenger RNA, 284 nt
Organism: Oryctolagus cuniculus (rabbit)
Lineage: Eukaryota; Metazoa; Chordata; Mammalia; Lagomorpha; Leporidae
Source: RefSeq, a predicted model, not a curated record
CCAUCCCCAUUCGCCCCCAGCCCCCCAGAACUGCCCCGGCACCAGCCCCGGGACGGCAUGGCCCAGAGGUGGCAAGCAGCACCCUCCCCUCCCAGGGGUCCGCAGAGAACGCCCCCUCCCUUCCUAGCCCUCACACGAGCAGCUGAGGCCAGGUCGCCCCGCCUGCUGUCCCCCAACAGAGCUCUCUAUGUACAGCCCCCAACCCCCCCAGCCCUCCUCCCCUGCACCUCCCAGCGCGGGGCUGGAGGCCGACCCAGGCUCCCUCUCCCAAGACACAUACCACG